AUAUGCGUAUAUAGGCUUAUUGAUGAAAUGCAAUGAAAUUGUAUUGUAUUGACUUUAGUUUAAAAAAGUCUAUAAAAUUAAACAUAUAAAAACAAUAAACAAUUUACAUUUCGGUUUAUUUUUGUAUUUUUAAUGAAUUUAUGUUUUCAUUUGCCUCCUCGACUGCUAAACUGUGGACAUUUACUUCCUCAGGUUGUGAUCGACCACAAAUGUUACAGACUACAUCGUUCAAUCCCAAGAUUUGGUCUUAGUUACCUUAUUUGGUAAUAGAAGUUUAUUGUUCGAGACAAAUGUAUUACAUUAAAAGUCAAAACAACAGAAUCAAAAGGCUAAACAUUUUGUAGAGGAUGAGUUACGUCACUGUUCGCGUUAAACUGGAGAUGCCAUCAAGCAAAUGUUGAACUUGAAUCAACCACAUGAGAGAUUAGGAAUGGAACCUAUAUGGAAGAUUCUCAUAUAUGACAAAGUUGGGCAGGAUAUCAUAUCACCUAUAAUUUCUGUAAAGGAACUCCGAGAACAGGGAGUAACUCUUUAUCUGCAGUUACAUUCAGAUCGAGAUUCAAUCCCAGAAGUACCUGCGAUAUACUUCUGCUCUCCUACAGAGGAAAAUUUGGGCAGAAUCAAACAGGAUUUUCAAAAAGCAUUGUAUGAUAUUUAUCAUCUUAAUUUUAUUUCUCCAAUUUCAAGACAGAAACUAGAAGAUUUAGCAUCAGCAGCUAUUGAAGCGAAUUGUGUUGCAAAUAUACACAAAGUCUAUGAUCAAUAUGUUAAUUUCAUUUCAUUGGAAGACGAAAUGUUUGUUUUAAGGCAUCAAAAUAGCAACUCACUUUCCUACUAUGCAAUAAAUAGGGGUGACAUUAGAGACACAGAAAUGGACUUCAUAAUGGAUGACAUAGUGGCCUGUUUGUUUUCGGUAUUUGUUACUUUAGGUAUGGUGCCGAUAAUCCGAAGUCCCAAGGGUAAUGCUGCUGAAAUGGUAGCAAAGAAACUGGACAAAAAGUUAAGGGAAAACCUGUUUGAUGCCAGAAAUAAUCUAUUUUCGGCUGAUGUUCAAGCAGGCAAUUUUAAUUUUCAAAGGCCUUUGUUAAUAAUUCUUGACCGAAAUGUGGAUAUGGCAACAUCACUACACCAUACAUGGACCUAUCAAGCCUUAGCUCAUGAUGUAUUGGAUCUUUCAUUAAAUCGUGUGGUGAUUCAGGAAUCCCCAUCUUCAGCUUCUAGGCUGCAGCAAAAGUCUUGUGAACUCAAUCCAAAAGACAAGUUCUGGAAUGAUCAUAAAGGUUCACCAUUUCCCACCGUUGCCGAAGCAAUUCAAGAAGAACUGGAAAGAUAUAGAUCUUCUGAAGAAGAAGUUAAGAAAUUAAAAUCUUCCAUGGGUAUUAAUAAUGAAAAUGAAUUGGCUGUUUCUUUGGUCACUGAUAAUACAGCAAAAAUUACAUCAGCAGUUAAUUCUUUGCCACAACUUUUGGAGCAAAAACGGUUAAUUGAUAUGCAUACCUCCAUAGCAACAACCAUUUUAAACCAUAUCAAAUCCAGAAAAUUGGAUACAUUCUUUGAGUUGGAGGAGAAGAUAAUGAGCAAAAUGCAACAACUUGAAAAGCCACUUCUGGAUAUCAUUUCUGACACUGGCGCAGGCACAGUAGAUGAUAAAAUGAGAUUAUUCUUGAUUUACUACAUCUGCGCCACAAAUAUAGCUGACUUAGAUCUUAAGAAGUUUGAGGGUGCAUUGAAAGAAGCCGGCUGCAACUUGUCAGCCUUAAAUUACAUGAAGAGGUGGAAAAGUUUUACAAGAAUGGCCAGUACAUCUUUAAAUCAAUACGAAGGUGCAGGAACAAAGACAGUAAAUAUGUUCUCUAAAUUGGUCUCACAAGGUUCAAAUUUUGUCAUGGAAGGUGUGAAAAAUUUGGUAGUUAAAAAACAUAAUCUUCCUGUAACAAAAAUUGUGGAUAAUUUAAUGGAAUUCCGCAACAGUUCAGCAAUAGAAGAGUAUCACUAUUUAGAUCCAAAACAAUUAAAACUGACAGAAAUUCCUAAAAACCGAGCACCUUUUCAAGAAGCUGUUGUUUUCAUAGUCGGUGGAGGGAAUUACAUUGAAUAUCAAAAUUUAAUUGACUAUGCAGUGGCAAAAAGCAAUGCUGGCAAUGGAAAGAAAAUAACUUAUGGAGCUACAUCUUUGUGCAAUGCAAAUCAGUUUUUGCAACAGUUAUCCUUGCUAGGUCAAGAGUUAUAAUUUAUUAUGAACUGUAAAUAAUAUAUAGCAUAAACUUCAUUUGAUAUUUACAAUAAGUAUAUUUGUCAUUGUAGCCUAAUAUUUUGAUAGACAAUAUUUUAUUUUCCAAGACUUAAGAAUAAAAAAAAAGUUUG
Cylas formicarius (sweet potato weevil) is the source of this 2364-nucleotide messenger RNA. It is a transcript of the gene Slh, whose product is annotated as protein sly1 homolog. The coding region runs from base 395 to 2230 and encodes 611 amino acids. Gene Ontology annotation, cellular component: Golgi membrane; cytosol. The record is from RefSeq and is a predicted model, not a curated record. The transcript is spliced from 10 exons. NCBI's taxonomy places the organism in Eukaryota, Metazoa, Arthropoda, Insecta, Coleoptera, Brentidae. Gene Ontology annotation, biological process: intracellular protein transport; endoplasmic reticulum to Golgi vesicle-mediated transport. Gene Ontology annotation, molecular function: syntaxin binding.